AUGUAUGACAAGCUGGUUCACUUCCUGAACGAAAAAGCCAUACGUCAGCUUGUACUCAACGAGCCUCGAGGCCGGUGCUCAAUGAACACGAAUCUGAUUUUACCCCCUUGUGACCCACGAGCCAAUGCAGGGUUUUUGAUCAUGGAAAGCGAAGAAUACGCGCCCAUGUCGGGAUCUAAUACAAUCUGCACCGUCGCCGUACUACUGGAGACCGGCAUGGUUCUGAUGAGAGAGCCUAUCACCGAACUGACCCUGGAUACCGCCGCCGGUCUAGUCACCGUGAAGGCAGAAUGUGAAGCGGGAAAAUGCAAGAACGUGGCUCUUGACAAUGUACCUGCUGUCGUAUUCAAAUUCGACUAUCAAGUCCUGGUCCCUGGCUUUGGGGAGGUCUCUGUUGACAUUGCUUGGGGAGGAAUGAUCACACAGCUAAGUGAGAUUGGCGAGCGUAUCAAACGUGCGGUCCAAGCCUCUUACACGCCUGUUCACCCUGAGAAUCCCAGAAUCAAGCGAGUCAGUAUUCUGGAGCUUACUGAGCCUCACACACAAGAUGGCGGCUGUAAAGCUGCUACCAAUACUGUUGUUGUGUUACCAGGGCGCUUUGAUCGCAGCCCUUGCGGUACCGGCACAUGUGCUCGACUUGCCGUUCUGCAUGCGAGAGGUCAGCUAGCGGAGGGUGAGAUUUUCAAACUUCGCAGUAUUAUUGGCACCGAGUUUACUAGCCAUAUUCGAGGAAUCACACAAGUCGGCAGAUAUCAGGCUGUUCUGCCGACUGUUGCUGGAAGGGCUUGGAUAACUAGCUUCAGGCAAAUAGUUCUUGAUUCGAGUGACCCCUUCCCAGAGGGAUUCAGGGUGGGUGACCAGUAG
Messenger RNA from Penicillium coprophilum, 864 nucleotides. RefSeq names its product proline racemase family protein. The record is from RefSeq and is a predicted model, not a curated record. Lineage: Eukaryota; Fungi; Ascomycota; Eurotiomycetes; Eurotiales; Aspergillaceae. Gene Ontology annotation, molecular function: 4-hydroxyproline epimerase activity. Bases 1 to 864 code for a protein of 287 amino acids. The transcript has 2 exons.